AUGAAAACCCCAGUCCCCAUGCCAACAGCUCGCCAAGCGGAGUUGCAUGAUCGGUACAGGCAAUAUCUCCGUCUCGAACGCGAGGGCCCUCCGAUCGAAGUAUUGAAGGCGGCCAAAGCCCUAGUCAAGGAGGAAGGCCUCAAUCCCUACCAUGCCGUACACCUGCACAUGAAACUGGCCGAAAUCCCCGAAAUUGGGAUUUACCAUGCCAAAGAGGGCGUCAGAAUUCUCACACAGCUGAGAGAGACCGAUGACAGUAAAUCCAUCAUUAUGGAGUUGGAGGAGGCAACAAAAAUCAUGGAAGAAAGGCAAAAGGUCGAGGAGGUCCAGUUGGAGAAUUACAAAACAAUGUAA
Messenger RNA from Fusarium fujikuroi IMI 58289, 354 nucleotides. RefSeq lists its product as uncharacterized. The record is from RefSeq and is a predicted model, not a curated record. Lineage: Eukaryota; Fungi; Ascomycota; Sordariomycetes; Hypocreales; Nectriaceae. The coding region runs from base 1 to 354 and encodes 117 amino acids. The transcript has 2 exons.